Molecule: messenger RNA, 1758 nt
Organism: Bicyclus anynana (squinting bush brown)
Lineage: Eukaryota; Metazoa; Arthropoda; Insecta; Lepidoptera; Nymphalidae
Product: CXXC-type zinc finger protein 1
Exons: 10
Coding region: 177-1661 (494 amino acids)
Biological process (GO): positive regulation of DNA-templated transcription
Cellular component (GO): Set1C/COMPASS complex
Molecular function (GO): zinc ion binding; DNA binding
Source: RefSeq, a predicted model, not a curated record
UUCAUUCAUUCUCUUCUCAUUUUGUGGAUUUUUGUAUGAUAUUUGUUUUGUUUGUUUGCGACUUUGCGUUUUGCAAAGCAAUUAUCAAAAAUAAAAUAAAUUAAAAACACAUCGUAACCAGUUUAGUAUUUAAAUAUAAAAAAUAGUUUUUUUAGAUAAAACAGCUAACGUAUAAAAUGGGUGAUAAGAAAUCUAAACAGAGUAAAGCGGAUAUUGCUAAACAAUUUGAUCUGCCCGAGAGGCAAUCGAAGAUUACUUCGUUGUUAAACCAAGCUGGGCAGGCGUACUGUAUUUGCCGUUCUUCCGACAGUUCGCGGUUCAUGAUAGCUUGUGAUUCCUGUGAAGAAUGGUAUCAUGGUGAUUGCAUAAAUAUAUCAGAGAGGGAAGCUAAAUAUAUUAAGAAUUAUUUUUGUGAUCGCUGUCGGGAGGAAGAUCCAACACUAAAGACAAGGUUUAGGCCACAGAAGAGGGAAAAUGAUGUUGACUCAGGAAGGGAUGAUAGAAAGAAGAAACGUAAGGAAAAAGAUCACGCGGAGAACAAAUCAUCAAAGAGACCAGCUAAAGAUGGUUGUGGAGAGUGCGCUGGUUGCUUGCAGAUACAUGACUGUGGCCAUUGUGAUGCCUGUGAAGACAUGUUUAAGUAUGGAGGCAGCAACAAGCUCAAACAGAGGUGCCGUCAACGACUAUGCGUCAAGAGCAAGAAAGCCUCCAGGCUGUCAAGUAGCAACCGCAUAAAGAAGAAGCACCACGAGCGCGAAGUGUACGAGCCCGAGGAGUCCAUCUCGCACCUGCAGACGGCGGAGCCACGCCAGUGCUACGGGCCGCAGUGUACGCGCGCUGCGCAGUACGGCUCCAAGUACUGCUCCGAGGACUGCGGCAUGAGGCUCGCCACGGCCAGGAUAUAUCAGGUGUUGCCACAAAGGAUACAGGAGUGGUCGCUGGCGACGUGUGUGGCGGAGCAGCAGAACCGCAAGGCGCUGGAGACGGUGCGCAGCAGCCUGGCGCGUGCGCAGGCGGCUCUGCGCGCGCUGGACAAGCAGCACGGCGAGCUGGACAAGCUGCUGGCGCGCGCCCAGCAUGCUACUAUAGUGCACAGUGAUGACAAGGAGGCGGACGACGAGACGUCCAUGUACUGCAUCACGUGCGGUCACGAGAUCCACUCGCGCACGGCGGUGAAGCACAUGGAGAAGUGCUUCGUGAAGUACGAGGCGCAGGCGUCCUUCGGCAGCCGGCACCGCACGCGCAUCGACGGCCAGAGCAUGUUCUGCGACUUCUACAACCCCGUCAACGCCACCUACUGCAAGCGGCUUAGGGUGAUGUGUCCAGAACAUUUCAAGGAUCCCAAAGUGAGCGACACAGACGUAUGCGGAUGUCCGCUAGUGCGGAAUGUGUUCGAGGCGACGGGCGACUUCUGUCGCGCGCCCAAGAAGUCCUGCCUCAAGCACUACCAGUGGGAGAAGUUGCGGCGCGCUGAGAUCGACAUGGAGCGCGUGCGCCAGUGGCUGCGCCUGGAUGAGCUGGUCGAGCAGGAGAGGAACAUCCGGCUUGCUAUGGCUUCCAGAGCGGGUGUACUGGGAUUGAUGCUACACUCGACAUACAACCACGAGGUAAUGGAACGUAUCACGAAGGCCAAUGAGAAUGGAAAAAAGGAGACUUCGUAAGACAGAAGCUAAAGAAUGCAUGCAACGCGUCGAAACCUACCCUUAAGGCUCAGAAUUAUACAGGGUGCUCGGGAGUAUUUCCCAUAACUUCAAGGUG